Molecule: messenger RNA, 2612 nt
Organism: Lepisosteus oculatus (spotted gar)
Lineage: Eukaryota; Metazoa; Chordata; Actinopteri; Semionotiformes; Lepisosteidae
Gene: lpar5b
Product: lysophosphatidic acid receptor 5b
Biological process (GO): phospholipase C-activating G protein-coupled receptor signaling pathway; positive regulation of Rho protein signal transduction
Cellular component (GO): plasma membrane
Molecular function (GO): lysophosphatidic acid receptor activity
Source: RefSeq, a predicted model, not a curated record
UGCAAAAGGAAGAAGUGACAUUAUUUCAUAUUCAUCAGCUGUGUCUGAACUUUGCCGUUUGCACAACCAUUUUGAAAGACAAGAGAAAUGAACAACACGACCUGCAGUGUGAAUGGGACAGCACCUUACCAAUACAUUUUCACUGCAGUUUAUACUGGAGUGAUGGUUAUUGGUCUGCCGUUCAACGGGAUCUCUCUCUGGAUUUUCUUGAGGAGACAUGGGAUGAGGUCUCCGCCUGCUGUUUUCAUGACCAAUCUGGCUACUGCUGACCUUCUCUUUGUCCUGUCUUUGCCUCUGAGGAUCUAUUACUAUGCCACUUCGAAAUGGCCCUUUGGAAAAGUCAUGUGUACGAUCAGCGAGAUGUUGUUCCGAUCUAAUAUUUUUUCCAGCACUUUCUUCAUUACCCUGAUCAGCGUGGAUCGCUUCCUGGCUGUGGUUUAUCCUCUGAGGUCCCGGGCAAUUCGCACUGUGAGGAAAGCUGGCACGACAUGCUUAGCAGUCUGGGUUUUCACCAUGAUCCUCACCGCCAUCUGGGCAAAAAAACACUAUGAAAGCCCGGCUAACAAUUGUGGUUGUUUUGAGAGUCAUUCGGCACAGAACAAAACAAAUAUAUCACCAAUGCCUUUGGUAUUAGCCAUUUUUGUAUUUCUUCUGCUUAUAUGUAAUGGAUUCUGCACAGUGAUGGUUUUGAAAAAUCUGCACAAGACACUGACUGGUCAGCUCCUGGCUGAGAAGAAGAAGCUUAUGUGGAUGUUUUUUCUGAACGUCUUCAUGUUUGCUGUAUUUUUUGCACCAUUUAGCAUUGUACUGUUUUUAGCUUUCUAUCAAGGCACUGUCAGCAGAUUGACUUUGAGGUUUGUAACAUGCUUUACCAGUAUCAACUUCUGUCUAGAUCCAGUCAUCUAUUAUUUCUCUCUAGAGUCUUUCUGGGAAAAGAAAGAAAGUGUGGAGAUGGACACAACUCGCACUCAAGAUGACAUGUGAAGAUUCAUAUACUACACACAGCUACUUGAGACAAAUGAAUGAUUCUGUACGUUUAGUUAGACUUCUUUAAUUUCAAAUGACUAAAAAGAAUGCAAAACAAGGCAGGCUUUAUGUGUGCAAUUUUUUCAUUUUCAAUAUGCAGAUACAUAGACUACAUAGUAUGAUUUAGGAUUCUUUAUUUCCAAAUAACUUUUUUACUGACAAAAAUACUUGUGAAAUGUAUACUUUUCCUCACUUCAAAUGUUCACAUUUAUUGUAAAAUUAUUUUGCUAUGUGGAUAUAACUUUAUAACUGACGUCCAUUUGCUUAAUAGAAUUGCCUUGAAAUGAUAGAAGAUCAAGAUCACAUUAAAUUAAUUUAUUUGUCUUUGUCUUUGACUGGAUGAUUUAGCUUAUGUGCAGCUUAAAGUGCAUUACAUGUUCCAUUAAAACAUUUUUGGUAAAAAAAACAUGCUUGUAACAGCAUUCUAUUAUUCUUUAAAUUAAAAAAUGCAAAUGCAUGAGUCAAGAAUUUGAGAUUCAGUAUAUUUUUGUAUGCAUCUGUGCUACUAGUGCUACUUCUACUAAUAUAUAUCUAUUGCUUAAGGAUAUCUUUAUAUAUCGUUACAGGUAGAGGUAGGUGACAAAGAUAAAUUGUGUAACACCUUGCAGUGUAUUCAUUUCCAAUUCAAGGGGUGGUUGGCUGAGAGGUAAGGGUCUGUCAUUUUAAUAUUAAUAAUAAUAAACUUUAUUAUACUGUAUAUAUAUUGCCUCUGAAAGUGCCUCUUAAAGCACUUUACAGAACAAUAACAAAGUAAAAAACACAUUAAGAGGAGAUAGUAGAUUGGGGUAUGGAAAAAAUAGGAAUUCCAAGGGGAUCAAAAAAACAGUUAAAUAAAAGCCCUUCUAAAAAAGAAGGUUUUGAGUCUGAAUUCAAAAGAGCUGAGGGAAGGUGACUCUCUGAUGUCAGGAGACCAGAAUUUGAUGAGCAAAGAUUGAGAGGUGGGGAGUAGGACAAUAGUAACUCAGACAGGUACUGAGGUGCCAAGCCAUACAGAGCAUUGUAUGUGAGCAUCAGGAUAUUGAGAUUGACAUGAAACAUGACAGGAAUCUAGUGAAUCCUAGACCUGGUCAGGAUUCUGGCUGCCGAACAUAUUGUAGUUUGUUAAAUGUGGAUUUAGAUACCCUAGUGAGUAGGGUGUUUCAGUAGUCAAUAUAAGAAAAAAACUUAAGUUUUGACUAGAUUUCAGCAACAGUUGAUGUUUUGACAACAUGUUGUACAUAUCAUAUAUCAUAUAUAUACACAUAUCAUUGCCUAAUUCUGCCCUGAGAAACACCAAACUUAACAAAGUCCAGUUUUCUAGCUAAAGUCAGCAAAAGAGACAAAGUGACAACAAUCACUGUGACAUUGAAGAGCAGUAUCAGUAACUGAGGUCAAAAAGAAUAAGAAAAGGAACAGAACCAGAAUCAGAAACCAGAAGAAGCCAUUAGUGACUUUAACCAGGGCAGUAUCUGUGCUGUGAAGUUUAACUGUAGAUUGUAUAGCAUUUAGUUUAAAAGGCAGCUUAAAAUGCCUUGUCUGUAUAUACUGUAUACAUUGUAAUUUGUGUGUUGUAUGUUUAUGUUGUGUGUAGUGUAGUGUGUGUCACU